AUGCUUAUCAUCUCAAUCGAUCCGGGUACAGUCAACCUCGGAUACUAUGUUGGUCGAGUAGGCUAUUGUCGUGGGGGAGAAUGUGACGAGAAUAGAGUAGAACACAUACAAUGGGGCACCAUUGACUUGGCGAAGAGAGUCGAAGGUAAAGCCAAACCAAGCAGCACCGAUAUAUGUAAAGUAAUCCUAGACGAGUUCAUACCAAGCUUGCCCACCGAUGAACACAUCCUAGUCCUAGUGGAGAGCCAAAUGUACAGCCGCAUGCAGUUGGUCGCACACACCUUCUGGACCUACUACUACCCACGAUGUGUGAUGGUGUCGCCACGUGGAGUGAAACACAGACUAGGCCCACUCGAGACUUGUGGAGGUCACGAUCAGAACAAGAAGCAGAUGGUUGAUCUGAUGCUCGAGCGUAGAUACAUUGAUGUCAAAGGUUUCAGUAAGGAUCACAUGUCGAUACUUCACAAUGCUGUUGAUGCAUACGCGAUGGCAUUGGACUAUUGGCUGACAAACAAUUAUCUAAAGACAUACAAUGUGACUUCACUGUCACUUCCUCUACGAACAGAGAUAUAA
Molecule: messenger RNA, 573 nt
Organism: Acytostelium subglobosum LB1
Lineage: Eukaryota; Evosea; Eumycetozoa; Acytosteliales; Acytosteliaceae
Exons: 1
Coding region: 1-573 (190 amino acids)
Molecular function (GO): nucleic acid binding
Source: RefSeq, a predicted model, not a curated record